This is a messenger RNA of Aaosphaeria arxii CBS 175.79, 1416 nucleotides long. RefSeq names its product NAD(P)-binding protein. Gene Ontology annotation, molecular function: oxidoreductase activity. Lineage: Eukaryota; Fungi; Ascomycota; Dothideomycetes; Pleosporales. The transcript has 2 exons. The coding region runs from base 190 to 1080 and encodes 296 amino acids. The record is from RefSeq and is a predicted model, not a curated record.
AAAGAUAUCGUCUCAAUUGCCAACAUUGACACCCUCAAGACUGCUCCCGACAGAACGUGAUCUCACUAUCUUCUCCCAACCAUCAACAAGAAACUCUGUAACUACAACAUUCAUUAUCUCUAUUGAGGACUUUCCUCGCGCCGGAAACAACAGUUGAGAGCUUAUCGAUCUUAUCACUAUCACGACAAAAUGGCUGCUCCACCCAAGCGCCCUCUUCCCCUACAGCGUGUUUCCUACACUGCAUCUCUCAAUGCUGGAAAGACUCCAAAGAAGGUAGAUCUCAGCGAAAGCCGACCACUUCCGGUUCAUCGUCUGAGCGGAAGGGUUGCUAUCAUUGUAGGAGGUGGAAACGACAUUGGCAUCGAGACAGCAAAGAGAAUGCUCCGAGAAGGUGCCAAGGUCAGCCUGGUGGACGACGACGUGGAGGGUUUGGAAUCCGCAGUAUCAGCACUGAAAUCGGUCCUGGGAACUGGCGAACCCGUGACCUCAAGGAUCCUUACGAUAGUCGCCGACGUCAGCUCUGAGGCAGAUGUCGAGUCUUACAUCAAGAGAACCGUUCAGACCUUCAGCAAACUCGACACGUGCUUUUUGAAUUAUGGCGUCAACAUUCCAUCAACCGGUAUCUUUGACAUCCAAGAGGAGGAUUACGAGAGACUGAUGCAGAUGAAUGUUAAGUCUGCUUUCCUGGGCGUCAAGCAUGCUGCAACAGCAAUGAGAGCAGCUGGAAAUGGAGGUUCCAUUAUCCUCACCUCAUCGGUUGCUGGUCUUCAUGGCGAACCCAACUUCUCUCUUUACGCAGCCUCGAAAUUCGCACUUCGGGGUCUUGCACUCAGCGCUGCAGAAGAGCUAGGACAGUACAGCAUCCGCGUCAACACCAUCCACCCAAGUGACAUCGACACUCUCAUGAAGAGGAAUCCAUCGAGCCCAGACGAGAUCGCAGAGCUCAAGGAAGCAACGCCCCUUGGACGACUGGCGAAGGUCGAUGACAUCGCUAGCGUUGUCGCUUUCCUCGCCAGCGAAGAUUCGAAAUUCAUGACCGGCAGUUCAUUGAAGAUUGACGGUGGUCGUGUCGGAAUAUGAUGAGAGUUUUCAUUUCUCCGUUCACAGUUUGCAUCAUUUAUUCAUCCAGCCUCAACAAAGGCUAUUUAGCGGUCAAUUUCUUCCUUCUUACAAGAUUCACGAUGAGAAGUGCACAGGAUACGAGAGCCUCCUUUGUUUCUCCGUCGAGAAUCGCCGGCGGGCCGGAAUUGUGUCGAUCGUAGGAUAUCGACAGGAUACGCGAUCUCAACUAGUGGGAGUACGAGGUGCGCAACUAUGACGUAUGUUGUCGAUAGACCUUACGUUUACGUACGAAAACGCGCGCGACAUCUCCACUGAAUGGGAUGAUCAUCAUUAAUUGGGUUAUUAGCAUUUGUA